Trichechus manatus latirostris (Florida manatee) is the source of this 1606-nucleotide messenger RNA. RefSeq names its product THAP domain containing 3 (gene THAP3). The record is from RefSeq and is a predicted model, not a curated record. Bases 27 to 740 code for a protein of 237 amino acids. Lineage: Eukaryota; Metazoa; Chordata; Mammalia; Sirenia; Trichechidae. The transcript is spliced from 5 exons.
GGGGCAGCCGGGCCUGGUGUCCCGAGAUGCCGAAAUCGUGCGCGGCCCGGCAGUGCUGCAACCGCUACAGCAACCGCAGGAAGCAGCUCACAUUCCACCGGUUCCCGUUUAGCCGUCCGGAACUGCUAAAGGAAUGGGUGCUGAACAUUGGCCGGGGCAACUUCAAGCCCAAGCAGCACACUGUCAUCUGCUCCGAGCACUUCCGACCUGAGUGCUUCAGUGCCUUUGGAAACCGCAAAAACCUGAAGCACAAUGCUGUGCCCACAGUGUUUGCCUUCCAGGACCCUACGCAGCUGGUUAGGGAGAACACAGACCCUGCCGGAGUGAGAGGAAACACCGACUCUCAGAAAGAAAAGAUCCUGCCAGUGGUGGGGGCAGAUGGCACAGGGAGAAGCAUGGACACAACCCUGGAUGAGCUUCAGUUGCCCCCAGAUGCUGAAGACCCUGGGAAAGAGGUCUUGCCAUAUAGGCUGGAAGCAGCAGAGGCCCCUGACCGGCCAGCCAGCCCCAUGAGGCCAAGGCAGCCCUUGCCCAAGCAGCCGUCUGAUCACAGCUAUGCCCUUUUGGACUUGGAUGCCCUUAAAAAAAAACUCUUCCUCACCCUGAAGGAAAAUGAAAAGCUCCGGAAGCGCUUGAGGGCCCAGAGGCUGGAGAUGCAGAGGAUGUGCCGCCGCCUGAGUGCUCACAGAGAGGGGCGGCGCAAACCCCAGGCUCAUGUGCGGCCCGAGCAGCAGAGCUGAGCAAGCAGCCAGCUUUGUCUCCGAGGCUCCAGGCCACCCAGGGUGCUGGGGGUGGUGGCAGCCUAGCACCCAGGGCCUGGUGGUGCUCUCUGGAUCUUGCUGUUGACAUUUCAGUCUGCUGCCAACACUUGCAAAGUGGUAACGAGAGGAUGGCAAAACCUACCUGGUGAAGAAAAUCCCAAACAUCGUGAUGUGAAGCGUUUAUAGGAGGCAUCAGGUGAGGAGAGGGAGGGAACCGUGAGUGUGACUAGUUAGUCCCCAAGUGACACCCAGUCCCCGCUGAGGCAGGUUUACUUAAGGCCACACUUUCUGCACAAGCUGGGCAGGCAGUGGGGGCACCACAUGCACAAGGAGCUGUCCGGAGCCAGCGUGACAGCCACUGCCGCCGUGGAAGAGAGAACUGUUCUCCGGAGAAUGCAUUUCUCUGGGUGGGGGUGCGGGGGUGGGGGGGGGUCCCAGGAUAUACUGGGCCCAUGGGGUCAUUCCUAGUCCCCCAGACAAAGAGGGGUGAGGGCUGACUCCACGGCAGUGAGUGGGGUCCUGUCAGCCCGGACAGCCAGUGUCCCUACAGUAAGGGGCUAAGACUGGCCUCCUGAUCUAAGGGGUGACUCCUCUCCCAGCCUGGUUUGAGCAAACAGUUAAUAAAGUGUUUUACUAUACUGCAGUGUGUCCUCCAUUUCAAAACGACUAAGUACGAAUGUGAGGUUUUCUCUUCUACCAGAAGACUCUGUGGAAGUAGCAAUCUGUACGCUGUUAAAAGAGCACACAGAGUUUGAUUACCUUUGAUUUUUUUUAAAAAACGUGACUUCACUUCAUCAUUAAACAGAAAACUAACAAAAACUCUAGCCUAAAUGAUUUCCUAACUU